Molecule: messenger RNA, 885 nt
Organism: Cucurbitaria berberidis CBS 394.84
Lineage: Eukaryota; Fungi; Ascomycota; Dothideomycetes; Pleosporales; Cucurbitariaceae
Exons: 2
Coding region: 1-885 (294 amino acids)
Cellular component (GO): nucleus
Molecular function (GO): protein dimerization activity; DNA-binding transcription factor activity
Source: RefSeq, a predicted model, not a curated record
AUGGCGGACACUGCUGGCUAUCAUCCCGACACCAAGUUGGACCCUCGCCACAUCGUCCACACGAACAAGCGAAAGCGCGAUACUCGCGAUCAAGGCCUUAAUCGACCUGCACCCCACUCCUCGAACAACGAUUUGACGGAUCAAGCGACUGCCUCUUUCUUAGCUGCGCACAACGCCGCCGACGACGACAUGCAGCAACAUUUCGACGUGCACCAGAACGGUGGUGCCAACACGGCUAGUGUUGGCGAUACGGCUGCCGCAGCUCUCGCCUACCACCAGAUGACAGUACCUCAAGCAACGGAACUACAAUUCCAGACGCAAGGCUCCGGCGACGGCUCUUUCAGCAUGGGAGAUCAACACCAGCAACAGACUGGCAUGCAGGACUUCAGCCUCGAAGCUUUGAAGGCUGCCACACAGACAGGCCGUCCAGGUCAAGCAGCGGCCAGCGACUCGCCACCACAGAGCGCCUCUCAUAAACCCCCGGUCGGCUCAGAUGAAUGGCAUAAGGUCCGGAGAGACAAUCACAAAGAAGUUGAGCGCCGCCGCCGUGAAACUAUCAACGAGGGCAUCAAUGAACUAGCCAAGAUUGUUCCAGGCUGCGAAAAGAACAAGGGCUCAAUUCUCCAACGCGCUGUUCAAUUCAUCACCCAGUUAAAGGAAAACGAACAGCAAAACAUUGAGAAAUGGACGCUCGAGAAGCUACUGACGGAGCAGGCUAUUACCGAACUCAGCGCUAGCUGCGAUAAGUUCAAAGCCGAAUGCCAAAGAGCCUGGGACGAGUGCCAGAUCUACAAACGCGCAUGCGAAAACAACGGCAUUCUACCAGACGAGAUCAAAGAACGUCAAGAGAAUGGCGAGCCAUCUGGUCCAAAUCAGAUAGCGUGA